Molecule: messenger RNA, 1509 nt
Organism: Psammomys obesus (fat sand rat)
Lineage: Eukaryota; Metazoa; Chordata; Mammalia; Rodentia; Muridae
Gene: Popdc2
Product: popeye domain containing 2
Exons: 4
Coding region: 71-1165 (364 amino acids)
Cellular component (GO): sarcolemma
Molecular function (GO): cAMP binding
Source: RefSeq, a predicted model, not a curated record
AUUGAUUUCCUUUCCAUUUUUCUUUGCGGGGACCGUAUCAGAGCCCGGAAAGGCCUGGAGAGCCUCAGCAAUGAGUGCCAACAGCAGCACGGUGGGCGAGCUCCUCUGGCACAGGCCAGUGUGCAGUGGUUGGAAGCAGGCUUCGGAGGGUGCCGUCUACCACCUGGCCAACUGCUUCCUGCUCAUGGGCUUUAUGGCAGGCAGCGGACUGUACGGAUGCUUCUAUCUUUUCGGCAUCCUGGGCCCAGGCUUCCUCUGCUGUGUGCUGUGGGGCUGGUUUGACGCCUGUGGGCUGGACAUCGUCCUCUGGAAUGUCCUCCUGACAGUGGCGUGCCUGCUCCAGCUGGCACACCUGCUGUACCGCCUGAGGGCGGACACCUGCCCCGAGGAGUUCAGCCUCCUCUACAAGACACUGUGCCUGCCCCUGCGGGUGCCCCCGCAGGCCUACAAGAAGAUCGUCCACUGCUGCCACGAGCAGGUCUUCACGCUGGCCGCAGAGCAGACCUACGCCGUGGAGGGCGAGACACCCAUUAACCGCCUGUCCCUGCUCCUCUCUGGCCGGGUUCGAGUGAGCCAGGACGGGCAGUUUCUACACUACAUCUUUCCAUACCAGUUCAUGGACUCUCCUGAAUGGGAAUCACUGCAGCCUUCCGAGGAGGGGACCUUCCAGGUUACGCUGACGGCUGAGACGGAAUGUAGCUACAUUUCCUGGCCCCGGAAAAAUCUUCACCUUCUCCUGAACAGAGAGCGAUACAUCUCCCGCCUCUUCGCGGCCCUGCUGGGCUACGACAUCUCGGAGAAGCUCUAUAACCUCAACGACAAGCUGUUUGCCAAGUUUGGGCUGCGCUUUGACAUCCGCCUCCCCAGCCUCUACCAUGUUCUGGGUCCCUCAGCCUCAGAUGGAGGACCAGAGUCCGAGAAAGAUGAGGAAGAAGUCUUUGAGGCGGCUGUGUCCCCUGCUCAGGCCAGGCCCAUUUGCAUCCUGCCAACACCCCCUUGCUCCCCACCUCCAGCUACCACCAACGUCUCUGUGCCUCUGCCCCGGGCCAGGAUGCCCAGGCCUGACAGUGGCACCCUGGCUUCUAGAAGUCCUCUCCAGAACUCUUCUCAAGUCAUGUCCAGAGCACAGGCCCCUUUGGCUCCAACUCACACUCCUGAGCUCUAAGGGUCACAGAGCUGCUGCCUCUGUGGCCAGAUGGCCCUUUUCCAUGUUCCCUGGAUGGCCACUUGUACUCACGUCCCUCCUCUCACCCUCCAGAAAGAUCUGGGGCAAGAAGGGAAAUGGACAUGCCAUGCCAGCACCACAUCUGCCCCCGGGGUGUCCUGGAGAAACUCACCUUCUUAAACCUUCCUUCCGGGAGGAGGGGUCCAGAGGCACCGGUCCUGACUCCAUCUUUUAUGGAGUCGCAAGACCUUGGCAGGUUACGCGGCCUCAGAGCCUGGUCUGUUAGCGUGGCUAUGAAGUGAUGUCAUAGGGUUGUCGCGAGCUGAUUGGGUAAAGCACCUAUG